UCUGUACAGGUGCACCGGGACGGAGCCCGGGUCCGUCCCACUGCGCCUGCGUCCCGCUGACAGACACACAGAGCAGCUAUUGUUAGCCGCGGACCGGAGCAGCCGCAGCAGGUUGUGUCAGAGUUUAUCCCCGCACUCACCGCAGCCUACCUGUUGAAUAUUCACUACAUUUAUGUCGCAGGCGAGGACCGAGCCUCUGUCGAAGAAAACAUCUGAGCUGUGGUUCAGGUGAUGAGAAGGAAAAGUGUCUCGCGGACGGAAGGAAGACUCUGAGGAACGCUCGGGCGAAAGGAGGAAGUAACACGAGCGUUGGGUUCUAGAACUCAACAGGUUGGCGACUUCAAUGUUCUAACCGCGGCUCGGACUUUUGUAAACUCCCAACCAAACGUCGAGGAAACAACAGCGAACUUACAGCCAAGAUGCCGCUGGGACCGUGGAGGAAGAAAAACAAAUCGACGAAGGAGCAUUUGGUGGAGAAUGAGGAGGGCGGCGGAGGAGGACACGCAGGUGCCACCGGGAGCUUGGCUAAAUCCGCCGUGAACGGAGCGGGACUGCCGCCUCCACCUGCCAACCUGAGGCCCAAAUUGGUCUUCCACACGCAGCUGGCGCACGGAAGCCCCACCGGGAGGAUCGAGGGAUUCUCCAACGUGAAGGAGCUGUACGCCAAAAUAGCAGAGGCGUUUAACAUAAGCCCACCUGAGAUCCUGUUCUGCACCCUCAACACUCACAAGAUCGACAUGGAGAAGCUGCUGGGAGGCCAGAUCGGCCUGGAGGAUUUUAUCUUCGCCCACAUUAAAGGGAUCAAGAAGGAGGUGGAGGUUCGUAAAUCUGAAGACGCCCUGGGCCUCACCAUCACCGACAAUGGAGCAGGAUACGCUUUCAUCAAGCGUAUCAAAGAGGGCAGUGUCGUGGACGGGGUGAAGGUGAUCUCUGUGGGAGACCACGUACAGUGCAUUAACGGACAUAACAUCGUGGGGACACGGCAUUAUGAGGUCGCCCGCAUGCUUAAGGAGCUCCCAAAAGACAAGACCUUCACCCUCAAACUGGUGGAGCCGAUGAAGGCCUUUGAAAUGCUUGAGCCCAGAUCAAAGGGCUCCAAACCUGCCAGUGACAACAAGAUCGGUACAGGGAGGGGGACUCUGAGGCUUCGCUCAAAGGGCCCAGCUACUGUAGAGGACGAGCCAACAGAAUUUGAGGAGAAGGCAGUGAAGAAAGUGGACGACCUCCUGGAGAGCUACAUGGGCAUCAGAGACACUGAACUCGCCGCCACGAUGGUCGAGGUCGGCCGCGACAAGAAGAACCCGGAUGAGUUCGCCAUGGCGUUAGACGAGACCCUCGGAGACUUCGCCUUUCCUGACGAGUUUGUCUUUGACGUCUGGGGGGCCAUCGGAGACGCCAAGCAGGGAAGAUUUUAAGUUUGCUCUCCCCAAACACACACACGCACACAUACGCACACACACUCUCCCUCCUUCCCCAACUCUCCUCUUGAUAUCCUGAGAAGCAAACUGGACAAACUUCAACCAGCACAGACGGGGGUGGGUGAAGUGUUCUUAUCAUCACUUUGCUUUUAGGUGUAGCUUUGCACUUAAAGCAUCGACCUCAGUCAAGUGGUUGGUGUCAUCAUGUAAACAUAUCCAUGAAAUGCAAUGUUUCUAACACUGGACCUUCCUCCUGCACGAUGACGAGUUGGUGAUUAAUUCUUAGUCAGCAGUGGUCUAUUACACUGGUUGUAAAAUGGUAUGUGUACACCUUUUACAUUUGAAAACAAUCACUCGGUUUUAAUUACACUUCUAUAGCUGUGUAAUUUUGAAUAUACAGAUAUUUCACACAGCUUUUUAUAGACUUUUUUUUUUUAUAUAUGAAAAUGUUGCUGAUUUUAUAGCAGCGGCAUUGUGUAAUUAGUGUAAUUAUAGUGAGCAAUAUCGUUUUUCUUCAAACUACCUUUUUAUUUUUUAAUUUCCCUCCCAACCUUUUUAAAUCUUUUAAAUGACCUCACAGUGAGGAAAUGUCGGCACUUCUGCCACGUUCACUUUGCGAUUUUUAACUCUUCUCUGUGCCCUUACACACCUCCGCUUGAGCCCUUCGUCCAUCCGUCAAGAGACUGAGCAGCACAGAGAACAGCGGGUUUUAUCUUGAAACGCCUUUAGCCAAGUUUGACGACACAACAUUCCUCCUGUUGUUUUAGUCUGUUAGCACAGUUACCAUGUCAUGAAAUUAGGCUUAUUUAGAGAUUCGUGCUUAUUUUUUUCCUGUAAUUUAUUUUAUCAUGAAAAAAUCAUAUGCUGCAAGAUGUUUUUACACCAAGACAUGGCUCUGUAUGAGAGACAGUUCUUUCCUAAAUAAGCCAUUAUGUAGGCUGUGUCUGGAUUGGGAUCAGUUGUAAUCCAAUGUCUUAAAUAAAUGCACUCGCAUUAAUGUAACUGCACUAUUUAAAUCACUGUCAAACUGAAUUUAGAUAGUGAAUUGAUUAGUGUCAUCUACUGGUGUUAACUGUUCGCAGCAGUUGCAUAUUGUUUGACAAACCAUAAGGGAUCACUGUUGUUGGAUGGAUAAUAAAAUUUGAUAUACUGUUAUAACAUCUGUGUCAUGAAUGCAUCUGGCUCACAAACGACUCAGUACAACAAACUUUUAUUUGCACACUUGGCUGUGUACAUGUAUAAAAUACAUCUAAACACAUAACCAAUGUUUCCAUCCCUCAUUCAGAGUUUAACAAGGCCGGUAACAAAACAAAACUGCGUGAUGUCACUUUACGAGCAGCAAAACAUACCCAGAACAGGGGGGAAAACAAAUGAUGUAGAUAUAGCUAAAUAAGAAUACAUAAAUUGGCAGGUUUAAACAAAUAAUUAUUUCAAAGACUAUGGAUAAUAGAAAUCAGAAGUACAGAGCCCAUGUUGUAGCGCAUGGGAAAUAUCAGCACAGAUAUAAUUUACUUACUGCAGAGGAUCUUUGGAAGCACAUCACAGUAGGCGUUACACUAUUGAUCUUGACCUCAACGGAAUACCUUAUUAUUGAUAUUGGGUGGAAACAUAACGCUACUGGUUAAACUGAAUCUAAAGUUUUGACUCCAAGAUGUCUGUGAAACCUCUCAAAACCAAAAAGACCCAAAUAUAACGAUUGUCUAGUGACAAACAAGGCAAUUUACUUAAACUUGGCAUUUUUCCAGAUGGGAAGUUUCCGUCCAACAACGGUGUAUGAAAAUGAGAGUUAAUGAGUUAACUUGGCUAGCUUGAGUUGGUUAUAUCCUCUACAGGCAGUAAAUACAGUACGUGGCAUUUAAUAAACAGCAGAUUACAAAUAUACAUGUUUUAAAACAAAGACGAUGACAGGAAAACGAGUAGUUGUGUUGGAAGAAAAUGUACGAGACA
Messenger RNA from Anoplopoma fimbria (sablefish), 3365 nucleotides. It is a transcript of the gene gipc2, whose product is annotated as GIPC PDZ domain containing family, member 2. Bases 420 to 1415 code for a protein of 331 amino acids. The record is from RefSeq and is a predicted model, not a curated record. The transcript has 6 exons. Gene Ontology annotation, molecular function: protein binding. NCBI's taxonomy places the organism in Eukaryota, Metazoa, Chordata, Actinopteri, Perciformes, Anoplopomatidae.